CGCCUCAGUUCCAGGUGAACAGUCCAUCACGACAGAUCGGCUAGGCUACGGCCGCCACUUCAACGAAACCAACAAUUUUUCUUCGUCAACGCAGAAAGAAAAAAACAAAAAAAAAAGUUUAAUUCUUCGCAUUUAUCCUGAAAAUUGUCCUUCUUUUUUACUCUGGAAAAAGAAAGAUUAUUGAUUUAUUGCGGUGUGCGAAACUCACUCUUUCAACAACAAAAAAAAAAGAUUGCCGAAGUGGAUGGUGGUAACUCUUCACCGGCGUUUACUUGUGUGUCAUCGGUGCAGCGCAUCUUUCUCCUUGAUUGGUGGAAAUUAUUAUUAUUUUGUUUGUUUUUUUUAACUGCUAAUCUCCGUUCAAUUUCACCGGGUGUCUUCAACUGACCAGGAUUACACGUUCUUUUCGCUCCCCACCCCGACAGGCAGUUGAUUUUCGUUUGGUUGGUUUAAAAUUUCUUUGACGGAGGCGCUAAACGCGCGCAAGUUCAAAUUCCCGCUUUCGACCGAGUCCCCCAAGAUGCAGCAACCAUCCAUCGGUGGGUGGAGCGUUGCUCUUGUGGCUCUCCUCUUCUUGCUCAACGCCGCAUUCAUCACCGCUAAUCAAGCUGGCGGAGAAGGAUCAACGUCCGCCUGCGACCCGUCGACCCAAGUAGCUUGCCGGAAUCAUCCCAGCAUCUGUAUCGAGGUGGAACGCGUGCAGGAUGGCGUCGCCGAUUGCCCUGACGCAUCCGACGAAGAUUGUCAACCUUGGGAGUUCACCUGUUUAUGUGGGCAGCCUCGUUGCAUCACCGGAUCUCUGGUUGGCAACGGCCAACUGGACUGCGCUGAUGGCUCCGAUGAAGGGCUGAUUGGAGGUAACUGCAAGUCGGACGAGGACUUGCAGAAUAUCGACGACCUCGUUAGAUUCCGACGUGCGUCCUCCGAUGUAAGAGUGGAAGUCAAUGGUGGUCAAACGACAACCUUCUUCCUGAAGACGGAAUUACCUCUGAUCCGGCCCAGGCCUCUCGGAGUGAUCACAUCGACCAAAGGAGCUUUCAUCAAUGAAGGAACGACAACAGAAUACACAACUCAAGUUAUCGGCACCUCGGUGGAUGGCACUUACGCCAAAAUUCAGAGCACUAAAUCGCGAAUUUUUUCGCCUGUUCCUACUGAUCUAUUCGCUGUCGAUCUGCCCGUCGAUCUUCUUCCCACUGGACUUGUUUCCAGCUCGCUGGUGACUCGUAUUCGUGGCGAAACGACAACCAUCGAAACGACUGAAUUUGUUCGCACUUUUAUCGAUCAAAUUUACGUGCAAGAAAUCCUGACGAGCUCCGAAAUUUUCGCGCCAUUGCCAUCAAUUGAUCAAAUUGGCAACGUCCAACCGUCACCUGUUAGCCGCAUUGUCAUCCCGACUGUAGUCAUCGACAGCAGCUUGGCGAACGAAGAUGAAUCCGGAAAAAUCGUUUUCAAAACAGCCCAUCUAACAUCACUGGUUGGUGAACGUGUCAUUGAAUCUUCUAUCGGAGGUAUCAAUCAAGCAUUCGAUGAAGAUAAACCAACCGACGAUGAAAGUAAAAAGAUCAUCACCAGUUUCGAAGAGGUCCCAGACAAUAAUCUACGGGGAUCUCGUGCCAGGAGUGAUUUAUUACCAGAAUCUGCCGUUCAAACGAAACCUGUUGUCGUCCUCGAAACGUUUGUUGCUGCUUUACCAUCGUCUCGCAAUGUUGAAUCUGCUCCGAUUGAAGCUGAUGUCAUUGAAACCGAAGAAGUUGUCACAGAAAACGUGGAAGUGACGACUAUCACGGCUUCAAUCGGUGAGUUGGAAGCUGACCUGCCCUUCAAAACCGAAACAGGGGGAAAGGAUCCUUCGUCGAGGGUGAACGAAGUAGAAUUGCAGCCCAUCCUAGCUGUGAAUGCUGAAUCUGUGCAGUCAGAGCCUAUUCCAUCUGUUGAUGUCGAAACCGUUGAACCCUCAGUUGUCCCUGUCGAAACCGUUGAACCCUCAGUUGUCUCUGUCGAAACCGUGGAAUCAGAGCCCGUUUCCAAUGUCCAGCUCAAGACGGGAGGCAAAGAUCCUGUUCCAGCCGUUCAUAUCGUAGCUGUGGAGUCUUUCCCAGCCGUGAAAGCCGAAAACCCUCUAACUGAAAAGCUGGAAGUGAUUUCGGCCGUGCAAGAGGAACCGACUGUCCCUGAUAGACCAGCCGAUGACCUAGAAACAGAAUUUGAACCGGAAACAUUUACGUCUGCCCCAGAAAGCGGAACUGAGCAAGGCACGGAAAGUGAACCAUCUAGUCAAGACGGUCAACGAGAACCUCGUGUCGAAAAUAAACCCCCAAUCAGACCGAAACUACCUGCCCUGGGACCAUUGCCACCACGGCCGGUAGAGCCAGCCCGACCCGUCGGACUCAUCUCUUCCUUCGAAGGUUCACUCGUCAACAACGGAGUGACCACCGUCUACACGUCGCUCAUUUUCGGUACAGUCAUCGACGGUGAAUGGGCUAACGUGGUAAGUACCAUCACCACUGUUUUGGCACCCAACGCGAUCGUCGAUACUGUCGCCCCCGUUAUAGUAGACACACCCGUUGAGAUUGUAGCUACCGUUCCGGUCGCCGUUGUCGCCACUGAGCUUCCUGCUGAGAUUCCGGCAUUUGCGGCCCAGCCUGUUGAGCUGGAAAGCAGUUUGAAUCAGCCAAUUGAAACUAGCACCCCGCUGGCGGAAACGCCGCAAGGUUUAUUGCCCGUCACUCGCGUCACUACCUUCACGUUCUUUACGACAUUCACGGAAACUAAAGGAGACGAGGUUAUUACUUCAGUUAGCUCUCGCGAAGUGGUCAGCUCCGAUGUUCAGUACGUCGAAGAGACAAUCAAACCUGAUGAUAUCGUCGAGAUGAUGUUGGGUGAAUCGGGUAACGAAACCAGUCCUUCCAUCACGACUGUCUUUAAAACGUACACCUAUUUCUCGACGCUUUUCGAUGAUACGACCACCAAAAUGAUUACUCGUGAGGAAGUCGAAUCAAGCGUGAUUACGCUGACAGGUGAAAGCCCAUUAGCCACGACACCUGUACUCCAAGAAGCCACCAAAAUGAUGGAAAGUGAGGUCAUGACUACCAAAAUGGUGGAUGAAAUUCAGCCGAGUGUCAUCGAAUCUUCGCUAAUGGAGUCUGUCGGUGACGAAGCAGGAAAAAGGAAACAGCUUUUCAGUUCGCUAGCUGGCGGUAUUGUCAAAACAUUCUUUACUACCUUCACCUUUUUCACGACGGCUUUGGUCAACGGAACAACGGUCGUGUCUAGCCGUAUUGUGGUUAGUACCAACGCUGUAACUCCCACUGUCCAGCUGACCGACAUCGACGAAGAACUCUGGGAAUCGCUGAAAGCGCAGGACGAGCGUAGAAGUCAAGAAUCAGCUUCGACAUCCGUUCCGGUUUCAACUGCUCAGACUAGCCUUCCUGUAGUGCCGUCUAUUGAAACCGUCCUUCCGGUUGUGAUCGUUUCGACUCCAGUUGUAUCGACACCCGAACCCUCCACCGUCGCUGUUGAGCCAGUCUCCCAAGAACCCGAAAUUAGUCAAGCGGAAGUAACGGUCGAGACAUCCGAAGAGCCCAUAAGCUCCACGGAUUUAAUGCCGACGCCACCACCCAUGGAGGAAACUGUUCCAGUGGCACCGAUCGAAAGCCCCGUAGAAACUACCCCCAUCGUUUCUUCGUCAGAAGCUCCGAUUGAAAUCAUUUCCGAAGAGCCAAUCGUUUCCGAAUCUCCGAUCGAGGACGUGCCGACCAUCGAUCCAUCAACAGCCACGGAACCUUCGCUUCCGCAGACGCUUUACACAACUUUCACGUACUUGACGACCUUCUUCACAGAUGGAACGUCCAAUGUCGUCAGCCGUGAAGAGACGGUGACCAACGUUCUGACGGAAAUGGAUGCUGUUAUCGAGGCCACUGUUCCAGUCUUCCCUAUUACUUACUACACUACAUUCACCUAUAAAACAACAUCGUUUGUUGAUGACCAAACAUUGAUUGACACACGAGAAGAGACCGUGACCAACAUCGUGACGCCCACAGCUUCUGCAAGCGAAGCUCCUACCGUCCAGCCAAUCGUCCCGACAUCUGUCAUUGCCAUCACUCCAACGCCAACCAUUGAUCCAGCCCUGACCACUUUCUAUACCACCUUCACCUAUUUCGCAACCAGUUUUGAAGCAGAUUCUUCCAUUGUGACCAGCAGCGUGGAAACCAUCACUAAUUACGUUUCAGCAUCAGAGACGAUCGUGGCUCCUGUGGCUACGAUUGUGCCCAGCCUCGAUGAUGCUGCCACUCCGGUUAUAGACAUCCAACCGACACCGCCAGCCGUUGAUGCUGAAGUGGUUGCCAAUAACACGGCUCGCAACAUUGGAACGAACGUCGUCAGUCAAUUGAUUGUUGAUUUGGCCGCAUCGGAGAAGAGCAACCUUCCAUCAUUGACUGGAUUGCUAUCGACCAUCCGCAGCACGUUGGUUAAUAACGGCAUUACGACUGUUUUCACAACAGACGUGCUGGGCACGUUCAUUAACGGUCAGUACGCCCGCAUCUUGGAGAGUUCCAGCGAAGUGCUCAAUCCAGCAUCUCAGCUUCCGGCGACAGUUAUUGUAGCUGCGAGCGGAGUGGAAGGUUUAGAAGCAACUGAUUUGUUUCCAUCUUCGGUGGUAACACCGUCCGUCGAGUUGGAAGGGUCUAUCGUGCUGCCCGUCAGCCCGUCUCAGACGAUUAGCACGUCACCCGCACCCGAAAGCGGAGUUGAAGAACAACAGGACAAUGAAAGCUCCAAAGUGGACGGUGGGCGUAUCACGACGCGCCUAUCGGCACCUCCCCGCAACCGCACUUUCGUUCCUGCCAUCAGGCCGUUCACCCAGCGACCGCGACCUCCUUUGCCCACUAGGCCAAGACGGCCUCCUUUCACCAGCGCCGUCAGCGUCAGUGACGAAACAACCACCUCCUCUCCAAUUUCGCCAAGCCCGGCCUCAAUUAGUGGCGGUAGCAGCAGCAGCAGCGUAAGCCGUCCAGCUCCAUUUAGUAGCCGAUUCCGGCCAUCCGGCGUUUCACCUAUCAUCGCCAGCAGCACCGCAGGGGAGUCUUCAUCCCGAAGCGGAAGCCAAUUCUUCCGUUUGCGAUCAUCUGGUUCUCCAUCUAGUAUCGGAGGAAUCAGUCCGACUCCAGUCUUGUCUUCUUCCACCGGCCUUCCGGGCCGUCGGUUCUCCAGCAGUAGCUUCGCACCGUCGAUCGGUUCUCCCCGCAGUAGUUUGGCCGGAUUAUCUGCCCGUCGACCAUCGAUUUUGAGCAGUGGUGUCCGGGCUUCCGGCCUUUCAAGCAGCACGAUCGUCAGUAGCGGUUUGAGUAGCUCCGUAUCCAGCACUCUGCGAUUCGGACGGCCAACAACUCCACUGACAGUUGCCAUUGAAGAAGAAAUUACCACCGAUGAUAAUUCUGAACCCGUGACUCCAACAACAGCCAGAGCGACUUCCUCAUUCAGGCGCCCGUCUCCGAUCAGACCGGCAAGUCCAGCCAUCGAGCCGGCAGCGGUGUCGCCACUUAUUCCAUCCCGUCGUCAAUUUCCAUUCUCAAGAGCCAAUUCUCGCAAUGUGAAUCCGGCUGUGACUGAAUCAAGUCGCUCAUCAUCCGACUCGAGUAGUUCCACUAACUCUCUUUCAUCCGAUUCGAGCGUAACAUCGCGUCCUAGAUUCGUCCGUCCGCCAAAGUUGACUUUUACUGAGAAGCCCAGACCUGCGGUUACGAGACCAACUCGUCCGGCCAGCAGGACUGAAGCUGCUGCUGCAUCAAAUGUUGAAGUAGUGACUGUCGAAGCACCUGAAGUCUCUCCUUCCCGUUCCAAACGACAGAUUGACUUCGAUCACUACUUUUACGAUCCAGCGCAUUAUCGCAGACCUUCCGCCAAGACCAGCCCGACACGUGGACGCGCUGCUAGCGCCUCAAUCGUGAACCAGGAUUACGAGUACGAACAACGUCUCGCUCUCCUUGACGCUCAAGAUUACGAUGGAUUCGAAGUUGAAGAUCGCAAAGUUACUAAAUCUCGUCAAACAUCGUCGAGCACCUCCGCCCUGCGAGACCGUCUUAUGGCCAACAGGCAGAACCGGAAUCAAGCGACUACGCCUGCCCCUCGAUCGCGGACGAGGACAUCUUCGGCUACUGCGGGAAGAACUAGUCAGAACAGAAGACCUGGAACAUCUACGUCUUCUAGAACCCGCCCUACAACCAAUGCUGCGGUAGCAAGGCAGCGAGCGAGGGUAUCUACCACGACGGAAAGGAGCUCGUCAGGUGGUCGUCGUACGUUUGGUAAUGGCCGUAGACCCAGCAAUAGAAAUCGCGUGCCCAUCAACGAUUUCGACGAAGAAGAAUUCAUUUCUCCAGAGCCAGUUUUACCCAGCUCGGCGCCUUCGCUUUCUUUGCCAAUCAGCGUGACUCACAAAGUGCCCACCGAGACGACCAUUCCAGUUGUUAACAACGGCAAGACGGAAUUCAGGACGGUGAUUGCCGCCAAGCCGAGCAUCGAAGUUUUGGAUCAAUACUCUACGAUGCGAGUUAGCGGAACAUGGCGUUAUCUAGCGAGCGAGGUUAGCGCUACCCCUACACCUGGCACCACCUUGAUUACGCAAUACGUUUUGAAACCAACCGAGACGACGACGGUGACUUUCACGCCGACCACUAUCCGUGGAAGACCUACUUCCUUUUCUCACAUUGUGCCCAGUACAGCGUUCGAAGUAGAGACGGUCGUUUCUACCAUUUCCGAUCCUCUGGCAUCGACCAACAAUUUAUUGCAGCAGCUUUUACUUGGUGGUCUGCAACAAAGCGGGCCCGUCACAAGUUUCAUCACGCAUACCAACACAUUCGUGACAACGUUGACGGAAUUGAAAACGACCAAGAUUCCAAUCACGUUGCGUGGGCAAGAAAUUUUCACGACUAUCAUCGGUUCGUUGAGCACAGUCAUCACGGCUACUGAUUUCAGUACGGAGACGAUUAUCACGGGGCCAACGGAUGCUCCAGGAAAUGCUUUGGCUAAUCUGCUUCCAGCUCUUCUGGGUAAUCAAUUAUUGCAAGCUCAACUAUUGGCUCCCCAGCUGCAACCUGCACAGGUUUUACCCAUUCAGGCUACACAGGUUCCGCAAGCCGCUGUUGUUCCACAAAAGAAAAAGGAAGAAAUCUUAUCCAGUCAAAUGUUUGAGGAGUUUGACGAAGUUGCUUUCGAGCCGCUCGAGGAAUUCAAAGUCGUCGAACAGCCGAGAGAGGAAAUUGUUCCCGCGAAACCCAUACCGGUUACGAGCGUAAUCACUCUCUUCUUGUCUGGUCGACGACCUGGAGAAUUCAGCUCCAUUUUGUCUACGAUCACGCUGGAUGGCAAUGCAGCCGAUGCUACGGUAGUCAAACGCCAAGUUGAUCCUACCGAUAUCCUUCCAAUGGAGGCUUCCCAACUUCCUUUCUUGGUCGGAACAGACAAGGGAAUCUACGAAUUGCCCGAGAAUUAUUCACCGCUAGAUCUCGAUUAUUACGUCAUGUCGGCCAUCAACGAAAUGGACACUGAAGCCAUUGAAGAUGUUAAAGAGACCCAACGUUUGGCUGACGUUAUCAAGAAGGCUAAAGGAAACAGCAGACGCAAAGCUCGUCAAGUUUCGUACGAAUGGACGGAUGAGGAACCGCUGGAAGCUAUUGAAUCUAAUCUGGAGGAAUUCAAAGUAGAGCCAUUGCCCAGUGGACGUGGAACGCUCCGGCGCAGGACCGUCACUCGCAAAGUAUCCGAUAUUGUUUCUGAACGAAAAAUCGGUGAAGAUUUCGUAUCGAACAAUCGCGCACGUAAAGUGGUGGUCGUCACUCGACGCCGUCCCGUUUCAUCCGCCAGCGUCGUCGACGAUCAGAAAAUUGCCCGCCGGAUCGAUAAAGGGGAAUCGAACAAUGCCGACGGCAAACCUUUUGUCGUCAUCCGCAAGAGACCAGUCAAUCGAACAGAAACGAAAAGUGAAGCGCCACCUCUUUCUUCUUCGUUGAUCGAACCGGAAACGGAAUCUCCAGUGCGUAACAACCUCUUCGGAGAUGCUUAUGCUCCUCGCACUUAUUUCACCGUCUAUUCCUAUUUCUACACGCUACUAAACGGCCCCAAUUCCGGACAAGUCUCUACCCGUGAAGUCAGCAUUUCGGAAGUUGUCCGCGGUUCAGACGGUCGCCUUCCGGCUGGAUUUCAGCGCACAGAAAAUGGAAAUGGAUUGUAUCCGCUGAGCAGCGGCAAAUCGGUGGCUGACCUGAGUACUCGCGUCAACAACGGCAUCACGACGCAAGUUAAUUUGGCAUCGAUCACGUUGGUCAAAUACGGCCGAGGAGCCAUUCGAGCCUCUGCCAUCGCCGCCAAAGCCAAGGAGGAAACACCUGUCCGUCCUACGACGCAGCCUCCCCGAAGAGUAUCUAUUGUACCCACUCCUCGAGUCGAACCAUCUUUCGAUGAUUUCGCAUCGGACGUCAAUGAUGUUACGCCCACGCAGAAACUUCCAUCCGGAACAACACGGACUAGAGGACGAGCUCUGGAACUAUCCAAGUCCACAAACAUUGUGCGCCAGCCUGUUGCUGUUGAAGAGACGAAGAUCAGCCGGCCUUCUGGCAGCAAUCGUGGAAGAGGCACCGUCCGUUUCAAUCCAGCAUCGGUUUUAGGUGAAAGCAUUGAUGUGAUACCCACGGUGGUUAGAUCCCGUGUCAAUGCCGAACCUCGAGUUCCACAACAGCAACCCCGAAUUAUAUCGGGACCGACUCGUGGCCCUGUCCGAGUUCCAGCACGAGUUCCACUGCGGAACACGAUCGUACGAGAACCUUUUCGCAAACCGGAACCUGUUGUCCGCAACCCAAUAGUCCGAGGUCGUCCCCGACCGAUAGAAGAGCAAGAACUCUUUGUUGAUAUUCCAGAAGAAGAACCGAUUCAGCCUUUUGAAGAUGAAGUUUUCUAUGACGACCCUGGAUUCACGGAGGACCCACCGGCUGACGAAGAUUAUUUUUACGAUCAUCACGAAGAUGAACUACCGUUGCUCGAUGGACAAGAACCAGAAUAUGAUGACUUUGUAGAUACUAAUGAGCCGCCGCAACUCGUUAACAUUAACGCUGUUGAAACAGCAACACCGGCAGUUAAGACAAAGACAACCGUGACCACCGUGGCUAGCGCAACUGUCAGCGAAACGAGUAGCAAUACGAAAUUGAUUGGCGUGACACCGACACGCCGCACGACCAUUUCACGUAAAUUGCUGAAUCCCCUUCAGAGCCACUUGAGCAGUAUUUUGGCCAAUUCCCGAUCCGGUUUGAGAGCCAGCUCCAGCGUGCUAAAGACUAAUGAGCCCGGUUCAUCGAAUCCCUUCCGUUCUCGUUCCCACUCGAAAUCUAGCGUCAUCCCGACGUUCACAACAUCCACCGUUGUAUGGGAACAAUUCCAAACGCUCUCUACUUUAGCCGUUGACGGAGGUCGAAGCGGCAUACCCCUCACGCUGAUCACGUCGUCAUUGACAACCUUGUUCGACUCUGAAUUGUCUUUACUGACGGCAUCUCCUGAUGUGUUCAAACCAGUCGUUCAACCAACUGUUUUGCCCAUGUCACGAAACAAGCCGCAUAAUUUCAAUCCGACGGCUCGUUUGACAUUGCCCAUUCGAGCAUCGGUCGCUAUCGGCCUGUUACCAUCGACUGGUACCAUCGAGUCGACCAUCGAAGACACAUCCGAGCCUACGACGGAAUCCAAUGUGGACACCACCGAGGUACCCAACCUGUCCGACCUGUUGCUUCGCGGUGGUAAUCUCGUCACGGUCGUCGAGACACAGUUGAAAACUUUCACCGCUGUCGUCACACGAAAGAGCGGAGACGAGGAGGAGGUCACCACCCGUCUAGAAGUUCUACCCGAAUUGGUAACCAAGACGAUUGUGCAAAUCGAGCCAACAGCAGUCGUUGAUGUCCAAGCAUCCCUAGACGCUUUGGAAAAUCUUGUUCCGACAGCUCGGGCUAUUCCUGCCAGAGACGGACGCGAGCAGCUGAUCCGCGAUGACGGUGUCGAAGAAGUUCGGGGCGGUCGCCUUAAUGUGGGCGUUGGCAGCAGCAAUCGAAACCCGAAUUUCGCCACGAAAAUAAUGAGCAAUGGAGUCGAAGUUCUCGUUGCCAACGAGAAGAAAUCGACGCUUUUGGCGCAGAACGUCGUUCAGAAGAGCCAGACGGUCAUUGAGCCAAGCCCGCCAAUUACACUAGCGGCUAGCACACUUGUUAAUCAAGUUACGUUGGCCGGCCAAGUGGAAAAUGUCCGCCUCUUCUCCUCCAUUCAAUCGGAUCCAGCUCGAUUUCAAACGUUUACCCAAAUGACGACCUUCACCUAUUUGACGACGCUGUUUGAUGGCGCUUCAAAAUUGGUCAGCAGUCGGGAGGAGAUCAUCACUAACUUUGUAACGCAAGAGAAGGGACGCAAAGAGACUGUAGUCAAACCAACAGCUACCGUUACGACUGGCCAGCCCGGUUCUUCCAAUUACAAUACUUUCACCCACAUGACCACUUACACUUACUUCAACACUUUCCUCGACCAGAAGAGGCCCGUUGUUUUGACCUCCCAGGAAACGGUUUCCAAUGUCAUCACCGUUCCAGCUGGCCAGCCUGAAGCUACAGAACGUACCCUGGAAACGUCUACAUAUUUGAGGACCUAUAUCUUUUCCAGCAAACUCGACAGGGAUGCGAUCGCCACGUCCAAGGAAGUAGUGACCCAAGUUGUCGUAACGGAAGCCCCGCGUUUGAAGGUCCUACCGACGCCCGUCGCCACGUUUAUGGAAGUCACUAAAACAUAUCUCAACACGUUGACUUUGAUGUCGACUCAAAUCGAUGGCACAACAUCGACCGUCCAUCGCGUUACCACAGUCCGGCCGGAAAUAGUCGUCGAGACCAUCCGUGAUUUUGAACCGACUCCAGUUCUAGAAGGCUCUCAAAUAAUGCCAACCGAAAAUGAUUUUGGAGGAGACGGACCACUUGUGGCCACUAAAACUUACUUCACCACCAAAACUCACUUUACGACUCUCCAGCAAGGCACCAAGACUAUCGUCCAGUCUCGCAAAGAAGUCCGGUCUUCGGUCGUCACGGAAACUAUCGACGGGAAUCGAGCUUCGCUUUUCGCUCAACAGGAUACCUCCACCAAGGUUCCAGGAGAUCAAAAGACUCGUCCAACUUACAUCCAGCUGGGUCCCAAUCUCUACGGAAAGCUGAGGACUCUCUUCGCUACAGCCACAUAUUACAUCACUAAUUCGGCUGGUGAUAUUUCAUCAAAACGUUUAGUCGUCCCACAAGUUACAACCGAUGUGGUGCCGCUGGAUUCCAUCCCGUCGGAAGCACUGAUCGAGCCAUCCAUUCCCGCCCUGUCCGAUAUUGAGGUGACUGCAGUACCUUCCGGAUCCAACCAGGUCCUGACACCAGAGCAGCUUCAGUCAUUGAAACUCUCCUUCCUUGCUAGCCAGCAAUCGUCGGCUGUUAACAUUCAGCCCAGCUUGAUUUUGAGUCCGGAACAUUUGAGCUCGUUGAAAGAAUCUUUCUUGUCCAAUAAGCCGUCAGUCACACCGACCGAUUCGCCAUUUGAGACGAUCGAUUCGAGCACCGAUCCUGAAGUGACUGAAAUUACCACCGAUCCUACCAAUGAGGACGGUUUCGAACCACCUUUUAUCAGUUUGUCGCCGCCGGAAGCAGGUGAACCGUCGCCGGAAACUGUGAUUAUGGUGACCAACACAGCAGGUGAGGUUUUGAUCAUCCCGACCGAGAUUCUCGGCACCCAACCGUCGUCGACAUCGACAUCGUCAUCAUCAUCAUCAUCUGGCAUCAUUGGCGGAUUGAGCGGAGGUACAUUGGCAUCCAUAUUGGGCGGUCUCGGUACAAUUGGAUUAACGGCAUUGGGUCAAAGUUUUGCAAACAAUAAUCCCGGUGGUCUGAAUAUUAACCUGGGUCCGGUGUUUGACGCCAUGACGGGCGUUCUCUCCAAUGGACUCAUUGCGUCCAGACGGAAUAGUACGGAUCGUUCCGACUCUGCUACCCAUACCCAUUUAACCUCGCUUAACCAACAACAACUAUCUAACACAAUCCAAUCCAGUAAACCUCAUGUGCCCUUACAUGAACCAAUGUUCAUCCCUAUCGGUGGAUUAGCAGGUGUGGAGACGUUACAGCAGAAUCCCGACGUGCAAGGCCGUCGCCCGCCCAACGUCAUUCCAUUGAAACCUAUUGUGGGCCAGCAGCCACCACAGCCGUUGACGCCCAACCAGCCGCAAAGGCCACCCACUGUUCUCCGUCGCCCUGAGCCUGGAGUGCCACUUCAACCUGGUGUGCCCGGUUCACCUCUUCUCCGCCCUGGUUCUAAUGCUGGCCAACAGUUUGGAAUAAGCCAGUCCGCUCAGCAGCCAAUUCCACCUCCGGCACCUAUUAGCUUUAGCGCUCCACCUCUGCAGACGGGAUUCACGGGCAUGCCCAAUCAGCCAAAGAGCAUUCUUCCGGCUACGCGCACCGCUGGAUUGGCAACAGCUGUUCCAGGUGUUCGCCCACCUCCACCACCAUUCGUCAACGGUCAAAAUAACAUUGAUCGUGUUCAAAUCGAACCCAGCCGACCCAUCCAGCAAUCAAGCCGCCCACCUAACGGCCAGUUCUUUGCUGCUAAUGGACAACAGAUCAACGUACCACCUUUGCCUGGCUCUGUAAUACCACCACCACCCGCAUCUCCACCUCCACCACCACCUGGUCCUAUUCCCCAACCUCCGGUUGAUGUCAUUGGUCCUGGAUCGAUCGUUCCUGGUCCUGAUGGUAAACCGGUGAGAAUUGUACCUGUUCCAGAAGGUGAAGAGCCUCCACCAGGCGCUGUUGGACAAGUCUUUAUCCGACCUGUUCCUGCUCCUGCUCCUGCUCCAAUCAUUCCAUCCAUCAUUCGACCCGAGCAGCAACAGCCUCCCAGACGUGAAGAUGUCAACGUUCCUCUGCUUCCAGUUCGUCCACCACCUAUCCAGAUUCCGGCUGUGCAAACAAUUGCCUCUAUCGUCGGUGAGAACACAAUUGUUGCUACCAACAUCGUCAGUGGCGGACAAACAACUGUGCUCCUGCCCAACGAUCCUACCCCCGUCUUUAACAUGCCUAGCACUGCAGCUUGGCCGUCAAUUGUUCCAUCAGGCAUUAAGCCAUCUGCCGUUGAAAGUUUCAGCGUGAUGCCCACUGAUGUACCGGAAUCAGGAGGCAAUCUUGAAGGAAUGGGCAGCAUCUUGCAUCCUGGUUUGACUCCUUCCACAUCGACCAGCAACAUGAAAGAAGUGAGCAGCAUGCAGGACACCGACUUGUCUUCUUCCACAGCGCCCACCAGUUUGGAAGGAGUUGGCACCAUCUUGCAGCCUGGCUUGGCACCAUCUCCACCGCCAGCUGGAGGCAAUAUCGAAGGAGGAGGUAGCAUUUUGCAACCUGGAUUGGUUCCUUCCGGAUCGGCAGAUUUGCCACCUGUUGCUGAAGCUUCGUCUACGUCAGUAACUCCAGCCCUUCACGAAUUCGCGUUCGGUUCGGAAAGCGGUGAAGUUGAUCACACACCAACAUUGAACAUCUUCUCCGACAGUCCUUCCACAGAGAUUAUGCCUUCUGUCUUCCAGAACGCACCAUCCGAAUCCCCGACGAUUUCAACCAGAUGGCCUCUUGUCCACCACGAUUUGGACACACCUGAACGGAAAGAAAUUUUCGGUGUCACGUCUGUCGUGAUGGGACCUGGAAGUCCAGAUUUCACGACUGUAGUCUCCCGUGUAGAAGCUGAUGGCCGGACUGCGUUCUCCACUAUCAUCCAGAAAUCUACAACCAUCACCUACGUUGAACCAACAACAAUGCCUACUACUGCGGCCAGUCCAGUCAUACCGGCCAUCGAAGAAGAAGAAGAAGAAGAACAAGCGGAAAAGAUUGCGGAGCCAGCCUUAACGUUCCCACCUAACUCUCCGUUCGUUCCUCCAACGAAUCCUCCAUUGCGCCCACAGGCCAUCAGCAGUAGCAGCAGCACAAGUACUACUAAAUCUAAAACAACUUCUACGACACCUGCCGCAAAGGUAGAACCCCCAAUGGCCAAGGAUGUCAUCGUGGACAACACUGGUAACAAGGUCGUCUUGGGUGGCGGAUUCGGUGGAUCUUUCAGCGUCAACCAACCUUCGUCCAUUGAAGAUGGUUGUCGUGGCCGUUGCAGCAAAGAAAAAUCAGAGGUGUGCGUCUACGCCAACGGCCAACACGAAUGUCUGUGCCGUCCUGGAUACAGUCGCUCCGAUCCUUUCGAAAGCUGCAGCAAAACGUACACCUACCAAUUGAAAUUGGUGUUGGAGAGCAUGAACAGGACCAUGUUGCAUUUCGACAGCAACUUGAAGGACGAAAUUUCGCCACAGUACCGUAGUUUGGCGUCGAAUGCUCGAAUGGGUCUUAAACAAGCCUUGAUGAGCACAGAUUUGUCUGAAUCUGUUCAAGACAGUCAGGUGAUGGGUAUUCAUCCAACCAGCGAAAGCGAAUUGCAGAGCGAUGGUGUCUUGGUCGAUUUCUUUAUUCAUUUGGCAAAACAACAAGACGAGAAUGAACUCAAGAGUAAACUGGUGAAAUCCCUGGAACGUAAUAAUUACUUCCUCGGUGAGAGCGACAUCACUGCUGCUCGUUUCACCGACAGUCUUCAAGCUCAAGACUUUGACGAAUGCAGUCAUGAGGGUCAUCAUGAUUGUUCGGAAUUCGCUGACUGUAUUAACGAAAAGGGAUCUUAUCGUUGUCAAUGUAGACCAGGUUUCAUCGAUUCUUCUGACGAGGAUGGUCGCAUUUGUCUUGCCGAACGCCAAGAUUGCGAAGAAUGCAGUGGUCACGGACGAUGCGUGUUUGAGCCCACUUCAAAUGAAAUGACUUGUAUAUGCAAUAAGUGGUUUGCCGGCAAAGAAUGCCACAUCAAUUUGAAGGUGGUAAUGAUCGUCGUGCUGGCAGUCGGUAUCUUCACGAUCCUUCUUAUAACUGCCAUAAUCGUCGUUUGCUGUUUGCGUUCGCGACGGGCCAAGGGAUCCAUCACUGGUGGACCUUCUUUCCUCAGAUACAGGGGUCCGAGUGUUCCCGCUAGUGGUACUCUUGAUAGAGCGGCCAUGAUUCGUGGAGAUACAAGCAGUGAAGGCAGUGGCAACGACAACUUUGGCGCUGGAACAAGCACGUUGGAUGGCAAAGCAGCAGCACGUGUUUCAGCUGGAGGCCCCGCUCUUCAGAGCUACAGGCCUUACGGAGAGGGUCUAAUGAUCCCCAGAGCCAAACACCAGCACGGCCCCACAACGGCUUCCGCAAACAAUUCCAGUUCCGCCGAAAGAGGCGAAGCUGCACCAAACAGAGAACAUCAAUUGAUGGAUUAUCUUGAUGGACGCGGUCCCAAGAAAGUCCUUCCGGAUAGGGAUGGUAAAAUGACAGACACCCGUUCAAGCGAAGUCCUCUCGGCAGGUGGUAGAACUUCAGUCAGCAGCACUUCACAAUUCCGCGACAGCCUUGGAAAAAUGGAAUCUGCGGAAACGGACGCACAGGGAAAAGCUGAGCUAGAAACGACCGUAUCGGAAGUUCGAUCAUUCGAUGAAACGACCAUCCACCCGGCAACGAGACGACCUGCCCAAUAUUACCAAAGCGAUGCUGCGGCUAUGGAAUCUGAUGGCAUGUCAGACAGGCAUCCGGCUGGUGCCCGUGACACGGUGUUGAGUGAUCAAAAAACACUGAUUCAACAGUUGCUUUCCUAUCCCCAACCGUUCACCAUUACCCGUCCGAAAGUCUACAAAUCCCUUCCGAGAGAGUGACAACUCCAACUUUGAUUCUUUGUAGACCACUACGUUUGCGAUGAUCGUAGCCAGAAAAUCUUGAAUUAAAAAUUGUUUUUCUUUCUCUCGUGAGCGAAUACCAGAGCUCUUAAAUUUAUGUAACAACCCAGCAGGUCGCACGAAAGGAAGAGCGAUUCAAGUACAUAGUUGAUGAUUGGGUUUUAUGAAUUUCUUCGGUUUUUUUUCCGCUUUUUGUUUCAUUUCUUGCUGAAGAAAACAAAUGAAAGCAAAAGAUGUGUUUGCUCAACUGCCGGGAAAGAUUUUUUUCUUUUUUCUUUUGCAUUGUUAUAAUAUCGACCAACACCACACAUUUUCUGUAUCCCCCUUUUUUAUUCAUUUAUUUGUACUUCAUUGAUUGUGAGUGAAGAAAAAUUUUAUUUGGUGCCUUUUUUUAUAUAGAAAAAGAAGGGAACAUGUUUUUAAUGUUUUUAAUUAACAUCCAGCAUCUAUAUCUUUUAUCUGUUUAUAUGCAUAACUUUAAUGUUUGGGCGCGAUCAGGUGACAGUUUCAAUCACCAAAAAUAUGGCAACCGCAGAGGAAAAUGAUUAAAUAAAAGAAUAUCUUCUCCUCCCCCCUCCAAAAAAAAAAAAAAAAAAAAAACAUAUUUAGCUGAGGAGAACAAAAAAUGUAACAACUAACCUUUGGCUGGACCAAUUUUUUUAUCAUGUUUAGACAAACUAAAAAACAUACAAACAUAUACAGUGUCCAGUGAAUUGUUUUUCCGUUUGACAAGAGUGUCUCCACACUAAAACUUUUUUUUGUAUUAUUUUAUCUUUCUUUAUCUGGAAUGAUCCCUUUCAAAAAAUUGCCUGUAUAAAGCUUGGUCUACGCUGAAAUGUUUAUUUCAAUACAUCGCCAAAACUAAUAAA
Molecule: messenger RNA, 16686 nt
Organism: Daphnia magna
Lineage: Eukaryota; Metazoa; Arthropoda; Branchiopoda; Diplostraca; Daphniidae
Molecular function (GO): calcium ion binding; protein binding
Source: RefSeq, a predicted model, not a curated record